Molecule: messenger RNA, 1687 nt
Organism: Hydractinia symbiolongicarpus
Lineage: Eukaryota; Metazoa; Cnidaria; Hydrozoa; Anthoathecata; Hydractiniidae
Exons: 6
Coding region: 140-1159 (339 amino acids)
Biological process (GO): protein secretion; negative regulation of protein ubiquitination
Cellular component (GO): apical part of cell
Source: RefSeq, a predicted model, not a curated record
UAUCUCUAUGAACAACAAAUUCUAUUUCUAAAAUGGCGGCUGAUGUAUGUAAACAAAACGUUGUAUGUGAACAGACAUUAAUAUUCUUUAGGUAGUUAGCUUUCAAAAGGCAUGUGUUUUGUGUAAAACAACUGUGGAAAUGGUCGUGUCCUUAAAAGCCCAAUUUCUCGCACAACAGAUAUUUCGGCAAAAUACCUGGUCAUAUGACAGAAGAAAUACUUCUCCAUUCAAGGUGGAAGCUUGUAUAAUAGCUAACACUAAAAUAGAUCAAGGUGCACUAAAAAGAAAUAUUUAUAGUGCAAAUCUUUUGGAAAGAAAAAAGUUAAUUUCAGGUGGUAAAUAUCAACAACGUACAACGAAAAAGAAUGACAUUGAUAAAGAAAAUACACCAAGCAAUAUAUUUGUGGUUGAAAAAAAAGCGUCGCAAGAGUUGAAAAAACUGGAGACAAAUGAUGGCAUUUCUGAUACUACUAACGACGCAAAGAAAAAUAAACUUCGCAAAGCUACUGGUUGUUCUUCGGAAAGACCAAUUAAGCUGCCUAUUGUUAACAGCUCAAAUCAUAACAUUACACGAUUAUGUACAACAUCUUCUUUUAACAAAGCCAAAAACAUACAGAACAAGUCAACAGAGGUUUCACCUAAUAAAUUAGACGUGGUAGUGAAAGCACCGUGUACAAAAACGCAGUGGAAAAACACGCUAUUUUAUGCUCACACUAAAUCCUUUUCGGGACGAAAAGAAACGUUUUUGCCGAAGAAACAUAACAGAAAAUUAAAAAACUUAAUAUCAGUUUCUCCAAUUAAAAAGAGCAAGAAAAAGUUUUACUCUGAGAAGCAGUCGGGUAACAUAAAUGGCAUUCCAUGUGUCCCACCAUGUAGUCCUGAUACCUAUAAUUUCGAAUUUGUGGCAUGUUUAGCAGACGUCAAGAGUCAAAGAAGUUUUAAAAAGAGACUACAAAAGUUAGGAAAUAGACAGUCUGAGAAAGAAAGAAUACUGCUGAAGAAGACUUUACAGAUUGAUAGAGAGCGCAAAUUAAAAGAGAGAGAAGAUCUCGUUAAAAAACAAAGACAGCUGAUAUACGCGUUAAACAAAGUUAUGACGGAUCUGGAAAAUAAGAACUUUGUGAAAUUUAAAGAAAAGCAAACUGGUGCGCCAGUUUAACAAUAUGUCGGAUCGGUCGUUUCGCUUAAUUUUGCAAAGGAAGAAUUUGUACUAUUCAAUCAAAAGCCUAAAACAUUAAACAAGCUUUGUAAUGACAGACGAAUACUUAACCGCAAGUUAAGUGCAUCAAAACCCUGAAAAUAAACGAUACACCCUACUUCCCCUGAAAUUGCCUACAUAUAAAACAUCUUCCCCUUGUAUUGGUUACAAGUACCUUUCAAACUCCAUAAACAAUGACAUAACUUUUUAUUGACUAAAUUUUACCAAUGUAGUCGCAUUUUAUCUAGUUAAAAAUAUCUUUAUAUGGAUUUCUCAAUGAGUGUUUUCAUUUGAAGUUUUUAUUUCGUUUCGUUACACUUGUGAAGUUUUUCAAAUAUAAAAUGCAAGCAAAAAAAUUUAAUAAAUCCUUCUUUUUUAUAUAACAGUUAUAACACUCAGUAUGUAAACCAAAACCAUCCCACCUUUUUUGAUUUUUGAUUUUCAAUAAAUUUUAAUCCGUGGCGCAUUAAAAAAGGAAAAAGAAAAAUC